Molecule: messenger RNA, 2492 nt
Organism: Cyprinus carpio (common carp)
Lineage: Eukaryota; Metazoa; Chordata; Actinopteri; Cypriniformes; Cyprinidae
Product: myotonin-protein kinase-like
Biological process (GO): actomyosin structure organization; peptidyl-threonine phosphorylation
Cellular component (GO): cytoplasm; cytoskeleton
Molecular function (GO): protein serine/threonine kinase activity; ATP binding
Source: RefSeq, a predicted model, not a curated record
GGAAGAGAAGAGCAAAAAAAAGGACGAGAGAGAAAGACAGAGAAGAGUUAAAGUUCUUUCGAAACCAACCAACUUCUGUAUUUAGAGAAGCUGUGAGUGACCUGAGUUUGAUAGCAGGGCAAUAAAGACACGAGAGACACAGAACGAAAUACACAAUAACACACACAGAGCAGAGAGAGAGAGAGAGAGAGAGAGAGAGGCUGAGCAACACACCAAAAAAGGGCUGGAGCCAGAGGUUCUGCCGGCUGGAGAAACACAGACAGAAGCACACAGACGGACCGGGAUUCAGGAAUCAUGGAGCGGGGCUGUGGAUGAGCCGGAUCUCUGCCAUGUCCACGGGCCCCGGGCCCACAGGGGCCGCUCAUGGGAUCGAGCUGGGUCACGCCAAGGGCCCUGUCAGCCUGCAGACGCUGCUGGAUCUGCUGGUGGGAGUUUAUCAGGAGUUCAGCUCGGCCGCUCUGCUCAGAGAGAAACACGUGCAGCGCUUCCUGCAGUGGGCAGAGCCUCUGGUCAGACAGGUGAAGAAGACUCGGAUAAGCAGGGAUGACUUUGACAUCUUGAAGGUGAUCGGCCGAGGAACCUUCAGCGAGGUGGCUCUGGCCCGCAUGCGUAACACACAGCAGGUUUACGCACUGAAGAUCAUGAACAAGUGGAACAUACUGAAGCGUGGAGAGACGGCGUGUUAUCAGGAGGAGCGGGAGGUUCUGCUGAAGGGAGACCGGCGCUGGAUCACUGAGCUGCAUUACGCUUUCCAGGACGACAAUCACCUCUAUCUGGUCAUGGAUUACUAUGUCGGUGGAGAUCUGCUGACGUUGCUGAGUAAGUUUGGUGAUCGUAUCCCGGAGGACAUGGCUCAGUUCUACCUGGCUGAGAUGGUGAUGGCCAUCGAUUCAGUCCACAGACUCGGUUAUGUGCACAGAGACAUUAAGCCUGACAACAUCCUGCUGACAGCAGACGGUCACACACGAUUGGGUGAUUUUGGCUCCUGUCUGCGUCUGGAGGAUGAUGGACUGAUCCACUCGUCGCUAGCCGUCGGGACUCCAGACUAUCUGUCUCCAGAGAUCCUGCGGGCGGUGGAGGGCGGCGGAGGCUACGGCUCUGAGUGUGAUUGGUGGGCUCUGGGCAUCUGUGCAUACGAGAUGCUGCUGGGAACCACACCCUUCUACGCCGAGUCCAUCUCUGAGACCUACGCCAAAAUAAUACACUUCAAGGAUUAUUUUGAGUUUCCUCCGGGGUCGGAGGUGUCCGAGGAGGCGCGUUCACUCAUCAGCGCUCUGAUCUGUGACCGGAGCGAGAGGUUGGGUUCACGGGGCUCCGGGGACUUCACAAAACACCCAUUCUUCACAGGUUUGGACUGGAGUUCCCUUCAUCUCCUCCCUCCUCCGUACCGUCCUGACGUCUUCGACGCCACAGACACCUCCAACUUUGACGUGCUGGACGACUGUCUGAGCCACACGGAGACGCUGAGUGACAUGAUGGAGCGAGCACCUGUCGGGCUUCAUCUGGCGUUUGUGGGCUACUCUUACACAGCCACCAGAGAGACGGGAGCGCUGGACCGCAGCAGGGACAUCAUGAUGGAGAUCAACCAGCAGCAGGACAGAGAUCAGCUGCACCUGCAGGCAAAACUGCAGCAGUCUGAAUCAGACGUCAGUGUGAAUGUGCUGCAGAAUCAGGUGUGGCAGCUCAGAGAAUCCAUCACUGCUGAGCUGACGGCACUUCCUGCACUUCCUGCUGAGCACAACAAACCCCAGCCAAUCAACAGCAGCACAGAGACGGAGCAGAGCGACGCACACGCUUACGAGCUGCAGAGACGUCUGCACAAAGCCGAGCGCAGGAACAGAGAGCUCGAGCAGGAGAUGGCUGGACUGAGAGAGGAGAUCCUCAGACUGACCGCCUGCAGGGACCAAGUCACAGAGCUGUGUGUGUGUCGGCCGCUGUGCUGUCUGGACUCCACGCGGGAUAGCUCAGUGACGCCCCCUGCCUGCCAUUACCCGCUGGUGACGCCCCUGCACCGCCACCUGCUGCUCUUCAACAGGGUGCGGAUGCCGCAGGUGAGGAGUGAGUCGUAUCUGCUGGUUUGUGUCAAGGGGACUGAACUGCAGCUGUGGGAGCGACACUGCAGCUCUGAUCUAUCCUGAAGAACAGACACUAGAUAGUCUACUAUCUGAUCUACUCUACUAUGCAAUAGUCUGAUCUGUUCUUCUCUAUUCUUCAGUUCCAGACUAUAAAACCGUUUGAGCAUCACAGCCACUUGAUUCAGUCUGCGCACUGAUGUUUACAUGCACACCAUUUCAGCUCCAUAUUCUGGUUGCACUCAUAUUCUGAAUAUGAUGUUUAUAUGCAUAAAUAUGGUAGUUUUAGAUCUGCUGAUCUACACAUGCACAUUACCUUUCUUGCUAUUGUCCAAAAUAUUUCCUAAGAGAGUCCAUAUGCUGCCAUUACAGUAUGUACUCAGUUAUUAUUAACACUUUUACGCAAACUAAAUAUAACUA